AUGGUAGCAGAACCAGUUCAAGCGGCUACUGAGGCUCUCAGACUGGCCUACACAUCAGCAUCCAGCUUUUUAUCAUCCCUGCUGCAGACAGUCCACGAAUCCCUACCCGAUCUGGACUCGGUACUCAACCUGAAGUUCUUCAAUAUCCUAAGAUCAGACACAGCUCCAGCUCCUGAACCAAAGGAAAAAGCUGUUGACCGAUUGAUUCAUCAAAUCCAAAGACACAAGACUGCUGCUCUCUCCGCAUUGGCCUUGUCCGUCACAGCAACAAGCUACUUGAUCUACAGAAACGUGAGAGAGCCACGGAUAAGGAACAAACCUAGAAGGAGGGUACCGAAACUAGCAAAUGGUGCCCGUCGAGAAGUUGUUGUUGUGGUAGGCUCACCUACAGAGCCGAUGACUCGGUUGAUUGCGGUGGACUUCGAAAAAAGGGGAUUUAUUGUCUACUUGACUGUCCUUGAUGACAAAGACUACAAAUACAUCCAAUCAAACCAGAUCACUGAUGAUAUCAAUUACGUGAACUUGAUGGAAGAAUCGUAUGAGGCUCAACUAGGAAAGUUCAGAAAAGUGCUAGACGUUGAUGUUGUUCCAUUUCCUGGAGCGGAGGCUCAUCACCUUCGACUCUCAGCGGUUGUUUUCGCCCCCACCCUAUAUUUUCCACUUGGUCCUCUUGAGAACACGCCCGAUUCAACUUGGCAAAGACUGCUUUUCCGGUUAACCGUGACAACCAGGCUUCUAUCCCUGGGUCUUUUGGAUAUUGUGCGUGAUCAAAAGAGUAGCAUAAUCGCCAUUGUGCCCAGUAUCGUCAGCUCUCUCCGGAUGCCGUAUCACGGUCCAGAGUCGGUUUUACAAAACAGCAUGAAAGAUGUUUUUAGCACACUUUCCAAAGAGCUAAGGCCCCAGAAUAUCAAUGUCACGCAGGUGCGUUUGGGGAACCUCAAUCUAGCUCCCUCCAAGGCUGCCAGAGCUGAAAGUGUUCCCCUGAUCGUGGAAGCGGAGGUCCGCUCUUGGAGUGAAGACAUGCGCAGUGCCUAUGGGUCCGACUUUCAGAAAUCUCAAGCUAGCCUGAGGCCUAUGGGCAGCUCGUUCAAGAACAAGGGCCUCCGUGAAUUGUAUCACACGCUAUACGACUUGAUCUUUUACAACGGUCGUGCACCGUCUGUGGUUUAUUGUGGAACAGGUGCUCGUGCUUACGACAGACUUGCGUCCUUCUUGCCUUACUCGAUGAGUGAGAUGAUCUUCUAA
Candidozyma duobushaemuli is the source of this 1245-nucleotide messenger RNA. RefSeq lists its product as uncharacterized. The transcript has a single exon. The coding region runs from base 1 to 1245 and encodes 414 amino acids. NCBI's taxonomy places the organism in Eukaryota, Fungi, Ascomycota, Pichiomycetes, Serinales, Metschnikowiaceae. The record is from RefSeq and is a predicted model, not a curated record.